Dovyalis caffra is the source of this 366-nucleotide messenger RNA. Lineage: Eukaryota; Viridiplantae; Streptophyta; Magnoliopsida; Malpighiales; Salicaceae. The record is from the annotation of a GenBank genome assembly.
AUGCUCCAUCAGCGUUUAGAAAUCGAUUUAAUCGACCCCCCUUCUAACAUUAUGUUUGCAAUAUGGGAGAUUGGAAGAAAGGAAUUUGAGAGGAUUGAAAAUAAGGAUGGAAGUAAAACAAAACCAAGAACAAGGAAAUCAAACAUCCCGCUGCUUGCUGCCACCUCCACGUCAUCCUCUCAAUCGAGCACGCUGCCCCCCUCGUCGUCCUCUCUAACAAACCUAGCCAAGCCAACACCCCCUCUUACUGUCUUUUCUGACAAACCCAAAGGCCACCAGACCCACCUGAACCCAGCCACGCCGUCCCUUACCUGCACAGACCCUUCAGUUGCCCCCAUCGCCACCCUCUUUCACAAACCCAAUUGA